This is a messenger RNA of Ceratotherium simum simum (southern white rhinoceros), 4405 nucleotides long. The record is from RefSeq and is a predicted model, not a curated record. NCBI's taxonomy places the organism in Eukaryota, Metazoa, Chordata, Mammalia, Perissodactyla, Rhinocerotidae.
UGCAAGGCAGAAGCGGGUUUGUUUUUGAAUCUGCGGAGGCGGCGGCGGCGGCAGCGGCGGUGCGGUGACUGAAGCGCGCGAGACUGACGCGGAAGCGUUGGGGACGGCUGCGUGGAACAGCUCUGUAGGAAGGAACUUGGUUCCCCCUCCCUCCUCUCCCGCCCCAAAAGGUUCAAAAUGGAUGGUAUAGAAGAACCUCAAAAAAAAGUCUUUAAGGCUCGAAAAACGAUGAGAGUGAGUGAUCGUCAACAACUUGAAGCAGUGUACAAGGUCAAAGAAGAACUGUUGAAAACUGAUGUCAAGCUAUUAAAUGGCAACCAUGAAAAUGGAGAUUUGGACCCAACCUCACCUUUGGAAAAUAUGGAUUAUAUUAAUGACAAAGAAGAGGUGAAUGGUAUUGAACAACUUUGUUUUGACUCUGAAAAAAGUAAAUCAGAAUGGAAAGAAACACCCUGUACCUUAAAUAUUAAUGUAAAAAACAAGCAAGAUGAUGAUUUAAAGUGUGAACCUUCAUCUCCUAAUAAUAUAACUCCUGAACUAGCCUCUAAACUGACUGCUGAACCAGCUUCUGAUCCAGCCUCUGAUGAUCUGGCUAUUGGAGAUCCAGCCUCUGGAGAUUCAGCCUCUGGAGAUCUGGCUUCUGAAGUAUUAGCCUCUGGUGAUCCCACCUCUGGUGAUCCCGCCUCUGGUGAUCCUGCCUCUGGUGAUCUCACCUCCGGUGAUCCUGCCUCUGGUGAACCUGUCUCUGGUGAAUCCAUCUCUGGUGAAUUGGUCUCUGGUGAACCCGUCUCUGGUGAGCUGAUCUCUGGUGAACCGGUCCCUGGUGAACCAGUCUCCGGUGAACCAGUCUCUAGUGAUCUGACCUCUGAUGAUUCAGCCUCUGGUGAUCCAGCCUCUGGAACAUUGGCCUCUGAGGAUCCAGCCUCUAGUGAUCUGGCCUCUGGUGAUCCAGCCUCUGAUGAACCGACUUCUGAUGAACCAACUUCUGAAUCAGCCUUUGAUCGCACCUUUGAACCAACUUCUGUACCAGUUUGUGAACCAGUUCCUGAAACUGACAAUAUAGAGUUUAGUAGCAAUAAAGGUGAUAAUUUUCUUGAAAAAAAUAGGGAUGAUGAAAAGUUAGACCAAAUUUUCUCAUUUGAUGAGAAAAAUAAAGUUGAUAGUAAUAUUGAUGCUGAUGGAGAAACUCUAGAAACAGAUGACACAGUUAUUUGUUCAGAUCUACCUCCUGAAAAUGAAAAGAAGGUGGAGAAAGAUGCUAUCAUAGAACCUGCUCUUGGAGAGGAGGCUAUAUCUAGCAGUAUGGAAAUUGACCAAAGUGAAAAGAAUGAAGAUGAGAAUUCUGCAGAAGACCUUCCAGAAACCAUUAGUGAAAAUGUUAUGAAAGAUAACAAAAAUGAGAAUAUCUUAGAAAAUACAGAUUCUUUGGAGACAGAUGAAAUCAUUCCUAUUUUGGAAAAACUUGCACCUGCUGAAGAUGAACUUACUUGCUUUUCUAAAACUUCUAUCCUUCCAAUUGAUGAGACAAAUCCAGAUUUGGAAGAGAAGAUGGAAGGCUCUUUUGGUUCACCAUCUAAACAAGAAAGUAGUGAGAGUUUGCCAAAAGAAGCCUUUUUGGUCCUCUCUGAUGAAGAGGAUAUUUCGGGUGAAAAAGAUGAGUCUGAAGUUAUAUCACAAAAUGAGACAUGCUCUCCAGAAGUAGAAAGUAAUGAAAAGAACAGCAAACCUGAGGAAGAAGAGCAAGUAAUACAUGAAGAUGAAAGACCUUCUGAGAAAAGUGAAUUUUCCAGAAGAAAACGUUCUAAAUCAGAGGACAUGGACAAUGUCCAGUCCAAACGCCGUCGAUAUAUGGAAGAAGAGUAUGAGGCAGAAUUUCAAGUAAAGAUUACAGCCAAAGGAGAUAUUAACCAGAAGCUACAAAAGGUUGUACAGUGGUUGCUGGAAGAAAAAUUGUGUGCGCUACAGUGUGCUGUAUUUGAUAAGACUUUGGCAGAAUUGAAAACACGAGUGGAAAAGAUUGAAUGUAACAAGAGGCAUAAAACAGUUCUUACUGAACUACAGGCCAAGAUAGCCAGGUUAACCAAACGCUUCGGAGCAGCCAAAGAAGAUCUUAAGAAAAGACAAGAAAAUCCACCAAACCCACCUGUAUCACCAGGAAAGUCUGUAGUUGAUGUCAACAGCAAUAACAGUGUGCCCUACAGAAAUGUAACCACAGUGAGACAGAUGCUGGAGUCCAAAAGAAAUGUAAGCGAGAGUGCACCGCCAUCCUUUCAAACCCCUGUGAAUACAGUAUCUUCAACCAAUCUUGUCACUCCUCCAGCAGUUGUCAGUAGUCAACCUAAACUGCAGACUCCAGUGACUUCCAGUUCUCUGACAGCAACGUCAGUUCUUCCUGCACCCAACACAGCUACAGUAGUUGCUACUACUCAGGUGCCUAGUGGAAAUCCCCAACCUACAAUUUCUUUACAGCCUUUACCAGUGAUUUUGCAUGUACCUGUUGCGGUAUCCUCCCAGCCUCAGCUCCUACAGAGCCAUCCAGGGACUUUAGUGACCAAUCAACCAUCUGGCAACGUUGAAUUCAUUUCUGUACAAAGCCCACCUACAGUGAGUGGUCUUACCAAAAAUCCAGUCUCCUUGCCAUCUUUGCCAAACCCUACUAAACCAAACAACGUUCCUUCUGUGCCCAGUCCUAGUAUUCAAAGGAACUCUCCUGCCAGUGCUGCACCGUUAGGAACAACACUUGCUGUACAGGCUGUUCCAACAGCACACUCUAUUGUACAAGCCACAAGGACUUCUUUACCCACAGUAGGCCCAUCGGGACUCUAUAGUCCAUCAAAUAAUCGAGGUCCUAUACAGAUGAAAAUUCCAAUUUCUGCUUUUAAUACUUCAUCUUCGGCAGAACAGAGCAGCCCUACUACCCCAAGAAUUGAAAACCAGACAAGCAAAACAAUAGAUGCUUCUAUUAAUAAGAAAGCAGCUGAUAGCACAUCACAGAGUGGUAAAGCCACAGGCAGUGAUUCAGGAGGUGUCAUUGAUCUCACAAUGGAUGAUGAAGAGAGUGGAGCUUCACAAGAACCUAAAAAGCUAAAUCACACUCCUGUGUCAACCAUGAGUUCUUCUCAGCCUGUGUCUCGACCGUUGCAACCCAUCCAGCCAGCACCACCUCUUCAGCCAUCUGGGGUGCCAACAAGUGGACCAUCUCAGACAACCAUACAUUUACUACCUACAGCUCCAACCACCGUGAAUGUAACACAUCGUCCAGUAACUCAGGUGACCACGAGACUCCCUGUACCAAGAGCUCCUGCAAACCACCAAGUGGUUUAUACAACUCUCCCAGCACCACCAGCUCAGGCUCCCCUGCGAGGAACUGUCAUGCAGGCUCCUGCUGUUCGGCAGGUCAAUCCCCAAAAUAGUGUCACAGUUCGAGUGCCUCAAGCAACUACUUAUGUUGUAAACAAUGGACUAACCCUGGGAUCAACAGGACCUCAGCUCACAGUGCAUCACCGACCACCACAAGUGCAUACCGAGCCCCCACGCCCUGUACACCCAGCACCCUUACCGGAAGCCCCACAACCCCAGCGUCUGCCCCCAGAAGCUGCCAGCACAUCUCUGCCUCAGAAGCCACACUUGAAGUUAGCACGAGUUCAGAGUCAAAAUGGCAUUGUACUGUCAUGGAGUGUCCUGGAGGUGGAUCGAAGCUGUGCCACUGUUGACAGCUACCAUCUCUAUGCUUACCAUGAGGAACCCAGUGCCACUGUGCCCUCACAAUGGAAAAAGAUUGGAGAAGUAAAGGCACUUCCCUUGCCCAUGGCAUGCACUCUCACCCAGUUUGUAUCUGGCAGCAAAUACUACUUUGCAGUACGAGCCAAGGAUAUUUAUGGACGUUUUGGACCUUUCUGUGAUCCUCAGUCAACGGAUGUGAUCUCUUCUUCCCAGAGUAGUUAAACCUUGGAGCCUUUAUCUCUUCCUCUUUCAGAGUUUCCACUUUUGUUCUUAUUUAAUCUUGUGCAUGAUACCCAUUGUAAAAUCCACAUUGUGCAAGAUUUCUUGGACAGAUGUGUAUAUACACUACAUUUGUUUAUAAUCACGAGUAAAAUAAACUCAGCCCAUAAAGCAAGAAUCUUUUCCUGGACAAUUCAAGCUUCAAGGUUUUGAAAUGUAAAUGUGCACCUUGCUUUAGUUUUGAGGCUGGGAAAUAUGUGUGGGUGUUUGUGUGUGUUUUUCCCUAUUUAUAUGUUUACUGCAGUGGAAUUGCCCAUUUUCAUUCUCAAAUUUACUUCUAUUCCAAUAUGAAGUAAGUAGGUCAAAAGAUCUGAGGUAUGUAACUGGCAUGAUUCUGCUUCUGAGGGAUCUGUAUGUUCAUAGUUAAGUGAUUUAAACUGAAUCUAAACAAAACCCAAAGAAA